AUCUCAUCAUCGAGUGCUCUUUUUGCUUGUGUUUUUUCUUCAUCGCCGCGUCCAACAGCCUUUUGCGCGUUAAUGCCUCGUAAUGCUCGCCGCGAAUAAAUAGCCGGUGCUGCUAUCGUAGUUCUCCUCGCGCCUGCUUGCCUAGGGUAGCUGGAUUUUCAUUCCCCUCUUUUUUUGCAUGCAGCUUCAUUCGCUCUCAAGCUCCCUCGUUGGCGACUGGCGCGCGGCUGUUUGGGCUAAACGCUCCUCCUGCUCCGGCCUGUAUAUCGUUCGGCUCAACCGCUCUUUGACGCUGGACAUACGUUUCAGCCCGUAAGACGCUGCAGUUGUGGCUGUCUGCUGCUGCUUCGUGCUGCACAUCGCAUAGCACUACUGCCGCCAUUGCGGUGACUCCUGCUCCUCCACCACCACCACCACCAUCACCAUCAACCCUCGUAUGAUGGAUCCUCCCCCAUCUGGCUCGCUCACCGAGGCCCAGGCCUUUGGCCUCCUGACGGCGUACACCUUUGUCUACGUCCUCCCGCUAUACGCCUCCUCCAAGACGAGAGCGUCCCCAAACCGAUCUAGAGACGCCCCCGAGGCCAUCCGCGCCAGGAUCUUGACCGUCUCGCUAUCCACUACUGCAUGCUCUCUCGCCACUUUUUUCAUCCUGCCCUAUGUCUGCACCACCACCACCUCCAACAACAACAACACCACCACCAUCUCCGGCAAUGGCAGUGGCGGUACCUGCAUCCCGCUGCGUCUGAUGGGCUAUUGGCCGCCGGGCCUGGUCGAGACGCUCAAAACAUGCUUUCUGACGGGCGUGCUGUUUGCCGCGCCGCUAUACGAGUGCCUGCUUGUUGAUGGCGUCUGGAGAGAGUGGGCGAAUGGCCUCCAGCCUCUGCGGCAUGUCUGGGCUGAAUGGCCCGCCUGGCGAAACUACGUUGCUGGUCCCAUCACUGAAGAAUGUCUAUUCCGUGCUGCCGCCGUCCCGCUGCUGCUGAUGGCCGGUUCCAGCCUCAACAGAGUCAUCUUCCUGUCCCCCGUCGUCUUCGGCCUCGCCCACGUCCACCACUUUUACGAGUUCCGCGUCACGCACCCGGAAACGCCCCUCGUGGCCGCCGUUGCCCGCUCCGUCCUCCAGUUCACGUACACGUCCCUCUUUGGCGCUCUCGCAAACUUCCUCUUCCUGCGGACGGGGUCUCUGCUGGCCGUCGUUGUGGUCCACACGUUUUGCAAUUCCAUGGGCCUGCCUCGCGUCUGGGGCCUGGUUGAGCCGUACUGGCUGCCGCAGGCGGAUGCUUCGAAGCCGCGCCAUGCGCUUUUGUGGUCUGGCAUUUACUACGUGCUGCUCUUUGGGGGGGCGUUUGCUUGGUGGAAGAAUCUUUACACACUGACUGAGUCGCCGCUUGCUCUGGCGGAGUUCUAA
Molecule: messenger RNA, 1408 nt
Organism: Trichoderma asperellum CBS 433.97
Lineage: Eukaryota; Fungi; Ascomycota; Sordariomycetes; Hypocreales; Hypocreaceae
Biological process (GO): CAAX-box protein processing
Cellular component (GO): endoplasmic reticulum membrane
Molecular function (GO): metalloendopeptidase activity
Source: RefSeq, a predicted model, not a curated record